AUUGAAAUGUACCGCGCCAAAGAAGAGCUGACGGACGAUCUCAUGCUGCAAGAUGUGGCCCUUAUCUAUUGCUGGAGGGGGGACCAGCCGUUGAACAUCCUCUACACGGUGACAGAUGCCCCGCCCCCCUGUCCGAAGACCGAGCCUGUGAAAGAGUCAAAGGCCACGCCCACAAACGUCCCCUCGGGCCCGCCCCCUCCACGAGUCACGUGCACCACCACGGUGGUCCUGCCCGGGGGUCACGGGGUCACUCCGGUCGUCAUCAAGGACAUAGCACAGGUCAAAGAUCACGACAUGAAGCCCGCCCUCUCGGCAGGCCACACCCCCUCGUCAGGCCACGCCCCCUCGCCAGGCCACGCCCCCUCGACAGACCACACCAUUUCGUCAGGCCACACCCCCUUAACAGACCACGCCCCCAAAGCGCCGGGUUUCGUCAAUCCAAAAGCCACCCCAAAGGAAAAUCCCAGUUCCAAACUUGGGCGGCAGACUGCACCAGGGGAGACCGUGUGUGGGACAAACCAGGGGACGUCUGCGCGGUUCUCCGACGCUGCUUCUGCCUGUGUGCCCAAGACCGGAUCUGAUGUCCGGCCCACUUCUGAUGUCCGGCCCACUUCUGAUGUCCGGCCCAGUUCUGAUGUCCGGCCCACUUCUGAUGUCCGGCCCAGUUCUGAUGUCCGGCCCAAAGUGAUAACAGCCAAGGAGGUCCAGAAACUGUCGGCUACCGUCAAACCAAGGGUAACGUCUCUCUCUCCUGGCCUGGUCCCGUCGUACGGCUCGAACCCCAGCCUUCUGGUGGUGCCUGUGGCUCCCAGCUCUGCCCCCGCUGGACGCGUGUUGGAGGCCAGGCAGACGUCGGUGGGCAAAGUGGCGCCCUUCCUGGCCCGGCCGGGGGUCAGCGCUGGCCUCUCGCAGCGCCACAAGGAUGUAUCGGCAGUGGAAAACAACGUGGUUUUGGGGAGAACAGUUCUGGGGAAAAGUGUCCCUUCAGGGGGUUCUCAGACCACACGCCCCACAAAUCCCACACACCCCACACACACAACCCUACCCACACACACAUCCCACCCCACACACCCCACACACACAACCCACCCUGGAGUGUACCAUUCUGGAAAUGUCUGUCUUCAAGUGCCGGGGUUCAGUUCUGAAGGUCGCGUUUCAUUGGACAAGUCGAGCAGUUCUGAAGGUCGAGUUUCAUUGGAUAAGCCAGGCAGUUCCGAAGGUCGCGUUUCAUUGGAUAAGCCAGGCAGUUCUGGGCCCGAGUGUGUGUCUGCGAGUUCUUUGUGCACGGGCCAUGAUAGGAGCAACUGCAAAACGCUGGAGGUCGGUGGGAUUACUUUCUCGGAAAAGCCAAAUUUGUCAGAAAAAACGAAUUUCCGUGAUGCAGUGUCUUCUGCUCUCUCUUCUCGUGUGGUGGUCUUGCCUGGCACAUCUGUCCAUAAAGGCGUGUCCACUCCUGCCCAUAAGGGCGUGUCCACUCCUGUCCAUAAGGGCGUGUCCACUCCUGCCCAUAAGGGCGUGUCCACUCCCACCCAUAAGGGCGUGUCCACUCCUGCCCAUAAAGGUGUGUCCACUCCUGUCCAUAAAGGCGUGUCCACUCCUGCCCAUAAGGGUGUGUCCACGUCCAGCCUAGCGAGAACAUCUUCGGUGGUUUCCCGCGGCCCGCCUCCCGUCGCUGUCACUCACCCGACCACUGAAGCUUCCGGAACUACUAUCUCUCCGGCUCACAGACAGUCGAACAAACACACUGGCGCACACAACUCUGCCGUGUCAACUCACACCUCAAGUCCGGUACCCACGUCAUCAUUGUUGUCUGCGACACCAUCAUCAUCAUCAUCAUCAUCAUCAUCAUCGCCAUUGUUGAGUAGGACGUCUUUUCCAUCCCAGAGCCCCCUUGCCGCACAUCCAUCUGGCGUGACCUUGACCCCUGUGUGCUCGGUGACCUCUGUGGUCACAGGGUCACACAACAAGAGGCAGGCCUCGCGGGCGGAGUCGACCACACAGGACCGUACAGCCGGACAGAAACUUCUGGAAAGUCGUCACAGGUCCAAACCUUUGACGUCAGCCGCCAGACCUGUGACGUCAGCCCCCAGACCUGCGACGUCAGCCCCCAGACCUGCGACGUCAGCCCCCAGACCUGCGACGUCAGCCCCCAGACCUGCGACGUCAGCCCCCAGACCUGAGACGUCAGCCCCCAGACCUGCGACGUCAGUGGCGGGUGCCGUCCGAGCGGCUAGCAGUCCUGACGUCAACACUCUGGUCCACAGUGUACAGUCCAUCCUGCGGAAAUCCUCCAAGAAACACCAGCCGCAGCCGACAGCCCCAGGGACACCCGCCAAACGCCCGGAGAGAAACCCCCCACCCCCUCCCUCCGCCAUGACCCCGCCCCCUCCCUGCCCUGUGACCCCGCCCCCACAGGGCAGUGUGGUGGGCGGAGUCAGCCAGCGGUGGGCGUGUCCUCUGGGCGGAGACAAGCGGUCAAGCGACCAGUGA
Molecule: messenger RNA, 2490 nt
Organism: Aplysia californica (California sea hare)
Lineage: Eukaryota; Metazoa; Mollusca; Gastropoda; Aplysiida; Aplysiidae
Product: mucin-5AC
Biological process (GO): negative regulation of transcription by RNA polymerase II
Cellular component (GO): PRC1 complex
Molecular function (GO): promoter-specific chromatin binding
Source: RefSeq, a predicted model, not a curated record